Messenger RNA from Scophthalmus maximus (turbot), 957 nucleotides. Its product is annotated as extensin-2-like. The record is from RefSeq and is a predicted model, not a curated record. The transcript has 4 exons. The coding region runs from base 1 to 957 and encodes 318 amino acids. Lineage: Eukaryota; Metazoa; Chordata; Actinopteri; Pleuronectiformes; Scophthalmidae.
AUGAAAAAGUGCAGGUGGGUCCGGCUGCGCUCCAUAAAUAGCUCGAACAACGAGCUCGUCCUCUGUCGCUCAGAUCAGACCAUGUUUGGCUUCACGGACUGUAACAUCAGCCCACCCAUUCCGUUUCCUUCCCCUGCGACUUGUUCCUUCAUCCAUACGACCCCUCAUCCAUUCAUCCAUUCAACCCCUCAUUCCUUCAUCCAUACGACCCCUCAUCAUCCCUUCAUCCAUACGACCCCUCAUCCCUUCAUCCAUUCGACCCCUCAUCCCUUCAUCCAUUCAACCCCUCAUCCCUUCAUCCAUACUACCCCUCAUCCCUUCAUCCAUUCAACCCCUCAUCCCUUCAUCCAUACGACCCCUCAUUCCUUCAUCCAUUCAACCCCUCAUUCCUUCAUCCAUACGACCCCUCAUCCCUUCAUCCAUAUGACCCCUCAUCCCUUCAUCCAUACGACCCCUCAUUCCUUCAUCUAUACGACCCCUCAUUCCUUCAUCCAUACGACCCCUCAUCCCUUCAUCCAUUCAACCCCUCAUCCCUUCAUCCAUACGACCCCUCAUUCCUUCAUCCAUACGACCCCUCAUCCCUUCAUCCAUUCAAUCCCUCAUCCCUUCAUCCAUACGACCCCUCAUUCCUUCAUCCAUACGACCCCUCAUCCCUUCAUCCAUUCGACCCCUCAUCCCUUCAUCCAUUCAACCCCUCAUCCCUUCAUCCAUACUACCCCUCAUCCCUUCAUCCAUUCAACCCCUCAUCCCUUCAUCCAUACGACCCCUCAUUCCUUCAUCCAUACUACCACUCAUCCAUUCGUCCCUUCAACCCCUAAUUCCUUCUUCCCUUCGACCACUCCUUUGUCCCACGACACUUCAUCCCUUCAUCCCCUCAUCCCGUCAUCCCUUCAUCCUUUCACCUCAUCAUUCCUUCGACCACUCAUCUGGUUAAUUUCAGACAAAAUAAAGAGCUGA